This is a messenger RNA of Cercospora beticola, 1544 nucleotides long. It is a transcript of the gene YKE4, whose product is annotated as Zn(2+) transporter YKE4. Gene Ontology annotation, cellular component: membrane. Gene Ontology annotation, molecular function: zinc ion transmembrane transporter activity. Gene Ontology annotation, biological process: intracellular zinc ion homeostasis; zinc ion transmembrane transport. Lineage: Eukaryota; Fungi; Ascomycota; Dothideomycetes; Mycosphaerellales; Mycosphaerellaceae. The record is from RefSeq and is a predicted model, not a curated record.
GGGGACACGAGGCAUUGAGACAUCCAGUCAACCUAAGAUGGCCAGAAGAAGCUACAGAAACGUUGCUCUCGCCAUUGUGGCAUUGCUGGCAUAUACUGUCUAUGCUGAGGUCACACGAGAGAAAGCCAUCGAUGUCUCAGCAUUGAGCACGCAAGAAAUUGAAGAGCAGCUCCAGCAAUGCUCUGUAAUCCAGCAAAUUACCGCUCACAAUGCUGAGCACCAUCCGCCGACUUCGUCAUGGCUCUCGAGAGCCUUCGCCGUCCUCUUUCCAUUCGAAUCCCCCGCCUUGAACGCCCUUAUGGGAACGCUCUACAUCUCCGGUCCACCAAAUUUCUUGCUAGCACUAUGCCCACCGAACAUCGACCCGUCAAGCUUGAACAUCAUGGUAGCAUUCGCAGUAGGAGGUCUGCUGGGUGACACCCUCUUUCACCUGCUCCCAGAGAUCUUCUUGGGUGAGGUGCCAGAGGGAGAAGUUCGAGCUGUCCUAGUCGAGCCAAAUAAGAAUCUUCUUCUCGGUGUGGCAAUCAUGGUCGGCUUCGUCACUUUCGUGGGUAUGGAUAAGGGACUGCGAAUUGCUACAGGCGGAGCAGGUCAUACCCACGACCACUCCAGCCACAACCACGAACAAAGUAACGGACAAGCUGUAGCAAGCGCAACAGGGGUCGCAAAGCCCAACGAAAAGGAACUCAAGAAGCGAGGCGGCAAUCGAGACAAAUCACUCGCAGCAGCGCCGAAGGAAGAUGCUCCGAAGAAGGAAGUCAAGCUCUCCGCCUACCUCAACAUCAUCGCCGACUUUACACACAACAUAACCGACGGCCUUGCCAUGUCUAGUUCAUUCUACGCGAGCCCUACCAUCGGAGCAACCACCACUCUUGCUGUCUUCUGUCACGAGAUCCCGCACGAAGUUGGUGACUUUGCACUCCUGAUUCAGGGCGGAAUGAGCAAGAAACUUGCCAUGGGCCUCCAAUUCGUCACAGCAUUGGGUGCAGUCCUCGGGACAUUAAUUGGAAUCGCAGUCCAAGAAUGUGGCGGCAAUGCUGCUUCUGUUGUUCACGAAGCUGGUGUGGGCAACACAGGACUCUGGGGCACCAGUCUGCAGUGGGGAGACAUGUUGCUACCAUUCACCGCAGGGACAUUUUUGUAUGUGGGCACUGUAGGUGUGAUUCCUGAGAUGCUGGAGACGGGGCCAAAUGUUGGCAAAGAGUUGAGGACAACGGCGUUGCAGUUUUUGGCCAUGGCCGCGGGGGCGGGUAUCAUGUUGGGGAUCUCGUGGGACUAAGUGGAAGUGGGUUGAAGUUGUGAAGAGAAAAGUGGGGGUUUGCAAUAUAUCUAGAACAGUGAUCUUGGCGAUCAGUAGCCCUCUUUGGACAUCGUCGAGCAAUUCAUCCUUAUUGAGAAAGAGCUUAUGGUGUUGAAGGCUUUCGCAGGCGAGUCCAAGCAACGGUAAAGAUCGCCAGAGCGACCACUAAGUGAAGUAGAUGAGAUCGUAGCUGAACAACAGAAGCCACCGUUGUUGCGGGAGGCUGCUCUCUUGUCUGCCGGCG